UAGGCCUCUGGCCCGCACCAGAAGAGAAGGUUAGAAAAGUGAAGCCCAGGGGCCAAGGCUGUCCCGUUGGCGACGCCACCGAUUCGAGAGGGGACGCGGCCGCUUUAAGGCGCGGUGACCCCCACGACAUCUGCGGGCGGGGCGGGGACAGUGCGGGCGUCCGCGGCACCAGCGGAGGAGAACGUGAGGGAGGUAGUGCGCGGCGUCCGGCGCCACCAUGCUGACCGCGCUCGCCCGGCCAGCCCUGCCUGGGCUCCCGGGGCAGCUGCCCGCAGCCCCCGCGCGGCGUCAGGAUUCCUCCGGCUCGUCAGGUUCCUACCACACGGCUCCGGGUUCUCCAGAGCCCCCGGACGCUGGGCCGGACGCAGGGUGCCGGGCUAACUGGCCCGGAGGGGGCCCUGCGCUGGGGGCGGGCACACAGCCUCGCCUGUCCGUCAGCGCCCAGAAUAGCCGCCAGCAGCUCGGGCCCGGCUCGGGUUUCCCGCUAGGUCCGGGCUCCGGCCCGCCGCCACCCCAGCCCCAGCUGCGCAUGUUGCCGUCGGGGGAGAUGGAAGUCAUCUUCGGCGCCCGGGCCUUGUUCGGCCGCUCCGACGCGGCGGAUAGCGAGGUGCAACAACUCACCGCGCGGGCUUUCCGCAGCCUCUCUCCGCCCGGGCCUGCGACUCCUGCUCCCGCCGCAGCGACGCCUCAGGCCCCCGACGGCGGCUCCCGCUGGGCCACUUACCUAGAGCUGCGGCCCCGCGGGCCGAGUCCCGGGACCCCAGCGCAGUUCGAGUGUGUGGAGGUGGCGCUGGAGGAGCGUGACGCGCCCGCCAGGACCCGGACGGUGCCCAAGCGUCAGAUCGAGCUGCGCCCCCGGCCCCGGAGUCCCCCGCGGGAGGCGGGAGCGCCGCGCCCCCGACUGCUUCUGCGCACUGGCUCGCUGGACGAGUCGCUGGGUCGCCUGCAGGCAGCCACCGGCCUAGUGCAGACAGCACUGGCCAGAAAACUGAACCCUGCGGCCCCUGUCCCGAGCAGCGCCACCUUCGGGCCCACGGGGCGGCCAGAGUGUGCGACCCGGGAAACGGACCGCAUUGCCCGAAGAGUCCUGGAGGAGGCCAGUUCUCGGCCACCCCGCGUGCACUAUAGUUCAGCCCCCACCAGGGCACCACGGCCGUGGCCCAGCCUCCGAGAGCGCGCGAUUCGGCGCGACAAACCCGCGCCAGGGACCGAGCCGCUGGGUCCGGUUAGUUCCAGCAUCUUCCUGAAGUCAGGGGAGAAGACUCAAGAGGCGCACAGUCAGGAACUCAAGACUCGGUUCCCUCCGGAAACUCCGGAUAGAACCGUCCUGAGAGCACAGAGUCCGACUUUCGAGUCUACAGCCCCCCAGGAAGUUCCGAGUAAGGCUGGCAGGCCAAGGAGCUCGUCCCCGCUGUGGCAGGCUCCAAAUGGAACUUUACGGGGCCCACUCUGCCCGUCUCCCCAGAAUCUGCUCCCAUGGAAUCGGGCUCUUCGGAGGGUAAGUAGCCCGUCGUUCCCUGAGGCAUCCUCUGCAUGGGGAAAUCAGGAUCCCGCUGUCGAGGAAACGGUCAGCAGAAGCCCUUCCCCACCUACCCUUUCCCAGUGGAAUCACGGUGUUGCCAGGACAAGAAGCCCAUCCCCCGAAGCUUCCCUAUCGGAGGUUCCGGAACCGACAGUUAGUUAUACGGCAGAGAGCUGUAGAAACCCGUCCCCGCCGGCCCUGUCCUCAUGGAAGGCUCCAAAUCGUAUUAAUGGAACGUGGAACCCAGCUCCCCAAGAGACGUGGGAUCGCACACUGCAGGGCUCAUCGAUGGUAUCUACGUCGGAAACUCUGAACGGGGUAGGACAGGAGGAGCUGGAGCUGCCUAGGCCGUCCGCACACAGGACUCCCGAGCUAACAGAGGCGCUAAGUCCAUCCACGCGGGAGAUGCGGGAUCUUGCCUUCCAAGGCAGUCAGCAGUCGCCAGAAGCGGCUGCACCUGAGCUGCCCCUCAGUCGCCCGGUGGGCACCCUGGAGGCCGAUGUGCGCCAGGAAGCCUUGGGCCCUGGAGAAGCCGCCUCGGGUCGGCCGCGCGUGGCCAUCCCGCGGCCCCGAGACGUGCGCAAGAUGGUGAAGACCACGUACGCGCCCAGCUUCCCCGCCGGAACCCCGGCUUUGGGGCUGCCUGCCCCUCCUACGGACCCCCGCGGGGAGGAGGGCGGCGCACCCAAGACACAGGAGUUCGAGGCGCUGGGGUCCCCAGGCCCAGCUCACUACACUUCUGUGUAUCUCAAGGACUUUCUUCCGGUCGUGACGCACCCCUACGAGCCCCCAGAGCCGCCAACUGACACAGUGCCCCGGGACGCUUCGCAGCCCAACGGGGUCCUGAGGCGGAGAGCAGAGAACAGCACGGCAAAACCCUUCGCGCGCACUGAGAUCCGCCUGCCUGGUGCACUGGUUUUGGGCCGCCGGCCCGAGGGAACCGGGGGAGUUAUGGUGCGCGGUGCUGGCAGAGAGAACCGCGAUGCCGAAGCCCAGCGCCUGGUCCCGGACGGCGAGGGGCGGACCAGCCCUCUAGGCGGCGCUCGCGCUUCACCCCAGCAGUCGCCCUUAGGGCCAGCCGGGCCCCAACCACCCAGACCACCUUGCUCCGACUCCCUUCAGGCGCACCCUAGCUCUAGCCCUGGGAUCGCACCCAAACUGGAGGCGCCCCCUGGAGCCCCCGAGCCCGCGACUGCCGUCCAGUCGGUUCUCCCGCGGGAAUCCCAGGUGUCGGCUGGCAGGACAGCCCCGACCCAGCCCCGUGCUGCCUCGGCGCCUCCAAUGGACCGGUCCCCGGAAGGCCCCUUCCAGGGGGCGCGCAGGCCACCGGGGACCGCGUACGCGGGGAAGGUCCUAGUGGACCCCGAGAGCGGCCGCUAUUACUUUGUGGAGGCGCCGCGGCAGCCUCGGCUGCGGAUGCUCUUCGACCCCGAAAGCGGGCAAUACGUAGAGGUUCUGCUGCCGCCGUCGCCGCCGGGACCACCCCGCCGCGUCUACACCCCGCUGGCCCUGGGUUCUGGCCUCUACCCGCCCGCCUAUGGGCCUCUCUCGGGACUCUCAGUCCCGCCUUCCCCUGGCCCACCGGCCUUCAGCGGCCCCCAAGUACCCUGGAUUUCCGAGGCGGGGCCCCUGGACGGGAUGUACUAUCUGCCCGUGAGUGGAACCCCCAGCCCUGCACCUCCUCUGCUCCUCUGUGCUCCGCCCAACAGUUCAGGUUCAGCCCAACCCGGCAAGGGGUCUUUGUUCCCCGUGUGAGGCCUCAGGGCCUGAUCCUCAUGGUGUUGGGGCCUGUUUGAUGGCCUUGGAGGUUCCAGCAUCCAGUCCCCUACCCACCGUUCCUUCUAUCACCUCUCUCUCUUUUACCCUUCCCGACCCGUCUUCACACUGGAAGUUACCUUCAGACAAUGUAUCAGACUUUGGGACUGAUGGAGCUGGGACUUAGAAAGUGGUUGCCUACUUCCUCCUCCAACAAAAUGGUAUCCUCUUUUCCCAGGCAUUCCCAGAGUGUGGUGUGUGUGUGUGUGUGUGUGUGUGUGUGUGUGUGUGUGAAAGUGAGUCUUCUUAGGAGUUGUUCCUAGGAGCUGACUUGAGGGCGUGUUGGGAGUUCAUUGAGGGCAACAAGAAAGAGGCUCAGCAGAGGAUGGGGCUGCCCACGGAGGUGGUGAGCUGUCUGUCCCUCCCUGAAGGUGGACCCAGCUGAGGAGGAACAGGCCGGUGAGCGCUAGUGGGAUGGAGGGAGGACUGUGACUAGCAACUCUGUUAUUGUUUGAAAGAGGCUCUGAGCCUUGGCCUGGGAGGCUGUGUGGGAAAGUGGCCAGUACAGCCCCCAGGCCAGGCUGGAUCUGAGAAAGGGAGCUUCGGGGACGGCAAGUGGAGAUGGAGCAGGGAUGUCAUAUGGAAGGGGCUGUAGAGGGUCAGCCUGGGGACGGGGCUUGAGUGGGGAGGCAGUGGUAGUCUCCAGCUGGGAGCCCCACUUCUAAUCCUCCCCUCAACCUCAGCAUCUGACUUGGCCACUCUAAGCCCUCAGAGCUGAGUGGGUGCAUCCUGGGGCCAAGAAUGGAGGUUUAAGCCAUUCCCACCCAGGGUGGGGGACAGAUGAAAUGAAUCAUCAGGAAGGACUUACAAGCAGGAAGGAUGGUUAAGCCUCUCGACCCCUCUGGGUGUAGUGGAGGGUGGGUUAGGGCUAGGGCAGCAGAAAGGAUGCCAUGGGGGUGGGGAGCAGGGCAGAGAGACUUGGAGCCCUCAGCUGGUUCUACUCCCUUGGUAACAGAUUGGCGGCUGUGCCCAGAGAAGGCCUGGAUUGGGAGGCUGGUCACAGAAAGGAAGGAACAGAACCCAGAGCCUGUGUUCUAAUUGCAUUGAGAUUGCUGGAGCCUCUGAGGAGUGCUGAGAGAGAUGCAUGGGGUAGGGGGUGCUCUGCGGGUGGGAUGGGGGGGUCUGUGUGUAGUUCUGAGCUUGAAGUGGUGGGGCCUUGUUGAACUGAUAUGUGAUGUGAUGAGUUUGGGGAAGAACAGUUCCCAUUAGAAGCAGUUGUUAGGGAUGGAGAUUGAUGCCUUACCUAAAUUCUAGGCCUCUGGGCGGUCUUGGUCCCAGGAAGUUCCGCCUCCCUGCCUGGGGCUGGAAGCUGACUGGGAAGCUGUGAAUCAGAAUAAACCUGAACAACUUCUCAUGGCCAGAGAUGUUGGUUCUGAUGGCACGGAGGGCCCGGCGUCCCUCCUGCUCCCCUCCCCUCAUCCCGUGUGCAAUAAAUCACUGACCCAAUGAGCCAUGAUCCUUGGAA
Lontra canadensis (Northern American river otter) is the source of this 4802-nucleotide messenger RNA. It is a transcript of the gene PROB1, whose product is annotated as proline rich basic protein 1. The transcript has a single exon. Bases 218 to 3277 code for a protein of 1019 amino acids. Lineage: Eukaryota; Metazoa; Chordata; Mammalia; Carnivora; Mustelidae. Gene Ontology annotation, cellular component: nucleoplasm. The record is from RefSeq and is a predicted model, not a curated record.